Molecule: messenger RNA, 1267 nt
Organism: Vavraia culicis subsp. floridensis
Lineage: Eukaryota; Fungi; Microsporidia; Pleistophoridae
Exons: 1
Coding region: 17-1177 (386 amino acids)
Biological process (GO): maintenance of protein localization in endoplasmic reticulum
Cellular component (GO): endoplasmic reticulum membrane
Source: RefSeq, a predicted model, not a curated record
AAAAGAGCAGGCAAAAAUGGACAAUUUGGUAAUUUACGCACAGACACCGUUCUAUUUGGAAAUAACACUUUUGUAUGACCUGAGAACGACUUUGGUAUCAUUCAUUCGUACCUACAUGGCAAUUGUGCCCUGCUUUUUUAGAUGGUCAGCAAGCGGUAUCCUUGACAAGCUGAAAGUGCUCACAAUUCUGAUAGCUUUCACGUUUCUACGGUCUUUGAAUUGCUCACGCAUGUACCAUUCUCUGAAGGCGCAGUCUCUUGUACGGCUUUAUGUUCUGUUCAAUGUGCUGGAGCUUGCCGAGAAGCUGAUAGGCACACUGGUGGAUGACAUUGCCAGGGCAAUUGAGGAGAGGAUGAAGAGAAAGCGGGAACAAGAUCAUACGGUUUUGGAGGAUGAGAGCGUUUGUCCUGACAAGAGCAGCUUGUGCCCUGGUAGUAAUUUGUACAGGAAUGAAAAUGAGAAUGGCGUAACAAACAAUGGAGUUGACGGCGUAAACACGGUUCAUGGACAUGUCAAAGCAAAUAAAAGAGAAUCAGAGACAGAUCAAGAGAGCGGUAUAAGCCUUGAAGAUCAAGUCGGUGCACCGCCGGGCAAUUCGCAAUCUUUGAUCGCCAAUUUUGCGUUGCUGAUCGUUCUAGCCGCACUUUUUGUGGUUUCAACAGCGAUGCACACACUGAUUCUGUACUUUCAGUAUCUCAUCAUUCAGCUUUCGCUCAACUCAUCGUCAAGUGUUUUGUACUCGCUGGUCAUCUCCAACCAGUUCCUGGAGUUGAAAGGCAAUGUGACGAAAAAGGGGGAUAAGAAGAUGCUUUUCUCUCUGGUGGACCAUGACGGAACCAAAAGAUUUAAUCUGUUGCUAUUUCUGAUCGUGGCAUUCCUUUCUGUGUGCGUAGAGUCUGAGAAACUGACGUUCACCAAGUUUAUUCUGCCGAUAGUUGUCGUUCUGCUCUUCAAAAUCCUUGUGGAUUGGAUCAAGCACGCGUUUUUUUGCAGGUAUAACAAUUUAAACCUGAACUUCUAUACGGACUAUAGAAGGGAGUACUUGAAAGGCACCAAUUUUGUGGGCCAGCACAUUCUGUUCAUGUGGAUGCUUUAUGAGCUGGCAAGGAUGGGAUACUUCAGCUUUAUUGUUAUUUUUCUUGUUUGUGUUCAUUUUGUUGGAGUUUUUAUCAAAUAAAUGAUAUUCGGUACAGAGACUGUUUCAUUGGCGGCAGAACGCCUGCACUGCUUCUUAUGACACGUAGCACAUGCUGUUUGAAUGGUGAUA